Saprolegnia diclina VS20 is the source of this 899-nucleotide messenger RNA. RefSeq lists its product as hypothetical. Lineage: Eukaryota; Oomycota; Saprolegniomycetes; Saprolegniales; Saprolegniaceae. Gene Ontology annotation, molecular function: RNA polymerase III core binding. The record is from RefSeq and is a predicted model, not a curated record. Bases 32 to 721 code for a protein of 229 amino acids. The transcript has 3 exons. Gene Ontology annotation, cellular component: nucleus. Gene Ontology annotation, biological process: negative regulation of transcription by RNA polymerase III.
AAAAAAAGAUUGUCCAACACCAAGAAGAAGCAUGAAGUACCUCGAGGAGCCGAGCCUGGACUGGGCCAACGCGGCCAUGAGCGAGGUCAGCGUCGGCGACCGGGUCAUCAACGGCCGCAUCGAAUGCUUCUCGUGCAAGAAGGCCGGCGCCGACAAGAAGCUGGCCAAGAGCCUCCAGCUGCAGUACCAGGCGGUCGGCGAAGCCAGCGCCAACCCGCUCGGGUCGCUCGCCGACGCCAACACGCGCAAGCUGCUCAUCAACUUGAUCUCGACGAUGAACGCGUCGUUUCCGGACUAUGACUUUUCCGACUUGAAGCCCGAGCAGUUCCAGAAAGAGGUCGACUUGCGCAUGGUCGUCAACGGCGUGAACGCGCAGCUGGCCGAGAUUGUCGAGAUGGACGACAUGGGCUUUCUCGAGAAGCUGUGGGACUCGAUCUUUGGCGCGAUUUCGCCCCGCGACUGCGAGAUUUACAGCUACAUCCCCGACAUGGACGGCUGCUCGGACCCGUUCAGCGAUGGCACGCUCUGGUCGUUCAACUAUUUUUUCUACCACAAGACGGCCAAGAAGAUCUUGUACUUUACGUGCAUGUCCCGAAGUAUCAUUAGCGACACGGACAUGGACGACGACGAGGCCAUGGAGACGGCCGACGAGAGCGAGAACGAAGACUAUGACGACGGCGACGAAGUCAUGAACGAGAUGGACUGGGAGGACGGUGUCUAAGGCGUGUGCACGGCGCCGAGCUCAACUCGGAACUCGACGCACUCCAUACGAGGCUGCGCCCUCCUCCUCCUCUCCACCUCUUUUCUCUUGUACCAGUAGCCCCGUUGUGUGCUUUCGUUUCUCGUUUUUCUAUAAAUGUCCCGUAAAUUUACACAAAAAAUCAUGUUUUUUCACAAUA